GUUUGCUCACUAAUUUCUCUUUUUGUGUGGUUUGAUUUUUCAUCUCAUAAAGAUAUUGUUCAUCUCGUCGUAAUUCAAAUAUUUUCAGAAAACAGGUUGGACGAAGAGGCCGUAAUCACUACAGACCAAGCAGGAAAACCAUUAUGA
Messenger RNA from Blumeria graminis f. sp. triticale, 147 nucleotides. NCBI's taxonomy places the organism in Eukaryota, Fungi, Ascomycota, Leotiomycetes, Helotiales, Erysiphaceae. The record is from the annotation of a GenBank genome assembly.